Molecule: messenger RNA, 1650 nt
Organism: Candidozyma haemuli
Lineage: Eukaryota; Fungi; Ascomycota; Pichiomycetes; Serinales; Metschnikowiaceae
Gene: PDI1
Product: protein disulfide isomerase
Exons: 1
Coding region: 1-1650 (549 amino acids)
Biological process (GO): response to endoplasmic reticulum stress; protein folding
Cellular component (GO): endoplasmic reticulum
Molecular function (GO): protein disulfide isomerase activity
Source: RefSeq, a predicted model, not a curated record
AUGAAGUUCUGGAAGUUCUCCACUACGGCUGUUGCCGCCCUCCUUGCCUCCGUCUCAGUGGUUUCUGCUGGUGGUCCAGCCGACGGAGAGGCUGCUGCUGAUCCAAACUCUGCCGUUGUCAAGUUGACCGAGAAGGAGUUCAAGGGUUUCCUCGAAGAGAACCCAUUGGUCUUAACCGAGUUCUUCGCUCCAUGGUGUGGUUACUGUAAGAUCUUGGGUCCGGAAUUUUCCAAGGCCGCUGACAUCUUGAACGAAUCAUACCCAAACAUCAAGUUGGCUCAGGUUGACUGUACCGAGCAGGAGGAAUUGUGCCACAAGCAUGAGAUCAGAGGUUACCCAACCAUGAAGGUCAUGAGAGGCCCAUUCCAGCAGCCAGACGACUACGACGGUCCUCGUGACGCUGAUGGUAUUGUCAACUACAUGGUCAAGCAGUCUCUUCCUCCAGUCCGUUUGGUUGAGGACGCUGAUGACUUCGUCGCCUCUGCCAAGUCUGAGAACCAGCCAUUCAUGGUCCAGGUUUUUCCAUCUAACUUGCACAAGAAGUUCCAGUCUCACAACGAAACCUUCGGUGAUUUGGCCAACGAGAAGAGAAAGUCCAUGUCUUUCUUCUCUAUCGAGAAUGACGCUGAGAUUACUAAGCUUGAUAAGGCUGUCAGCGCCAAGUUGUCUGGCUUGAAGGAGCCAGCUUACUUGGUUAUCCACCCAGACCAGUUGGAUGACGUCAGAGUGUUCUCCGGUUCCGUGGACCACGACUCCUUGGCUGACUUCUCCGACAACGCCAAGGUUCCAUACUUCGGUGACAUCAACAGAGACACAUACUUGACCUACAUGUCAUCAUCCUUGCCAUUGGGUUACUACUUCUACUCUCACAUUGACCAGAGAGCCGAGGUUGACAAGUUCUUCAAUGAGUUGGGUAAGAAGUACGUUGGCAAGAUCAACUUUGUUGGCUUGGAUGCUUCCCAGUACGGCCGUCACGCCGAGAUCUUGAACAUGAACCCAGAAAUUGUUCCAUUGUUCGCCAUCCAGGACAACACCAACAGCAGAAAGUAUGGUAUCGACCAGACCGAGCACCCUAAUGGUCCAUCUACCGAUGACAUCGAGAAGUUUGUCGAGGAGUUCUUGGCUGGUAACGUGAAGCCAAUCAUCAAGUCUGAGCCUUUGCCAACCGAGGAGGAGGUCGCUAGCCAGGCUGUUGUCAAGUUGGUUUCCCACAACUACGACGACAUUCUCAAGGACACUUCUAAGGAUGUCUUUGUUAAGUACUACGCUCCAUGGUGUGGUCACUGUAAGAAGUUGGCUCCAAUCUGGGAAGAGUUGGCUGAGAUCUACGGCUCCAAGAACGAGGAUUCUCAAGUCGUCAUUGCCCAUGUUGACCACACUUUGAACGACGUUGACACUCCUAUUCCAAUUGAGGGUUACCCAACUCUUAUUUUCUACCCAGCUAACGGAAAGGUUGACUCUAAGACUGGUAUCAGAGAGCACCACCUUUUCACAGACUCUAGAGACUUGGAGAGCUUGAUGGCUUACAUCAAGAAGAAGGGUUUGGGUGUCGACGGUGAGAAGUUGAAGGCUGAAAAACAAAUUGUCGAGGAGGAAGAUGAAGAGGAAGUUGAGGGCGCUGAGGAGAAGCCUGAGCACGACGAAUUGUAA